Rhopalosiphum maidis (corn leaf aphid) is the source of this 1294-nucleotide messenger RNA. RefSeq names its product acetyl-coenzyme A transporter 1-like. The record is from RefSeq and is a predicted model, not a curated record. The coding region runs from base 1 to 1245 and encodes 414 amino acids. NCBI's taxonomy places the organism in Eukaryota, Metazoa, Arthropoda, Insecta, Hemiptera, Aphididae. Gene Ontology annotation, cellular component: membrane. Gene Ontology annotation, molecular function: acetyl-CoA transmembrane transporter activity. The transcript is spliced from 9 exons.
AUGACAGUACUUCAAGUAGAAGAUGGACAAGGAAGUCUUACAGCAGUUACAGUAGUUGAUGAGUCGAAUUCGACCGAUGUUCCGAAUUUAAAAGGUGAUUGGCAUAACAUUUUUGUAUUAAUAUUGCUGUACACAAUGCAAGGAUUUGGUACCAGUUUAACCAUAGGAGUGCCGAUUAUUUUGCAAGGCAAUAAAAACGUAACUUACAAAGACCAGGCUUUAAUUACUAUGGCGACAUGGCCAUUUAGCUUAAAAAUGAUAUGGGCACCUUUAGUUGACGCUCUCUAUAUACAAAAGGUAGGAAGACGAAAAUCUUGGCUAUUACCAGUUCAAAUUUUAAUGGGUGGGUGCUUCAUUUAUAUGGGAAUAAAUAUUGAAGAAUGGAUAUCUGCAGAUAGGGGAAAGCCAAAUAUAUUAAAAUUGUUUUAUCCGAUUUUAUUCGUUCAAGCUUUGGUAGCUACACAAUUCAUAGUCAUCGACAGUUGGGUACUAACAAUGCUAAAGAAAAAUAACGUGGGUUACGGACCAACUUGCAGUGUAAUAGGUUUUCCGUUUGGUACAAUGUUUGGCUCUUUUAUUAUGGUUGAGUUCACGUCAGAGAAUUUCUGUAAUAAGUAUCUACGAUUUACACCGGAUACAGGAGGAAUAACCACUUUACCAGAAAAAUGUAACAGGUUAGAAGACAACCACAGGAGAUUAAUUUGGAACAUUACGUUUGUUAUAUUUAUAUCUUAUACAACAAGAUUCAUAACAAUUAACGGAAAUAUAGGUUUUCCAAUACAUAGCUAUGCAAUUUUAGUGUUUCUUUUCAUAGUAAAUAGCAUUCUAGGCAUGACUAUGAAAUCAGCUAAAUAUACUUUAUUCAGUCGGAUAAGUGAUCCUCGUUUUGGCGGUAUUUACAUGGGUCUAUUAAAUACUUUUUCAAGUUGUGGAAUGUUUUCAUCGACUUCACUGGCAAUUUCAUUGAUAGAUUUUUUAACAUUGAAAGCAUGUUUAUUAAAUUAUAAUAACAAUUGUUCUACAUCAAGUCCAAACAACGCGUGUAAAACAAAUAGGAGUAGUUGCUUUGUAUUAGUUAACGGAUAUUAUGUAGAAUCGGUUCUGUGUAUAUUGUUUGGAAUCGGAUGGUACUAUGUUUUCAGUGGUACUUUUAAAAGUGCUCAAAUUAAGAGCUCUUCUCAUUGGAUGGUCAAUGUGAAGAAUAAUACAGUUAAGAAAAAUGAAACAACUGAAAACAAUGGUUGAAAAGCCAUAGUGAAACUUAUUAUCUUGCACAUGAAUAAACCUUAAUAGG